Molecule: messenger RNA, 1716 nt
Organism: Aureobasidium namibiae CBS 147.97
Lineage: Eukaryota; Fungi; Ascomycota; Dothideomycetes; Dothideales; Saccotheciaceae
Product: glycoside hydrolase
Exons: 2
Coding region: 1-1716 (571 amino acids)
Biological process (GO): carbohydrate metabolic process
Molecular function (GO): hydrolase activity, hydrolyzing O-glycosyl compounds
Source: RefSeq, a predicted model, not a curated record
AUGAGAUCCGCUAUUCUUUCCCUCGUAGGAGGUGCCUCGACCGUUCUGGCUGCUGCCCGUGGUUUCAACUAUGGCUCGCAAGGCAACACUCUCGAGACUUUCGAAGCUCAAUUCCGCACCGCACAAGGUCUUGACACCACCAGCGGCUGGGGUUCUGCUCGUCUCUACACCAUGAUCCAAGAGGGCACUGCCAACACUGUUAUCAGCGCUAUUCCCGCUGCCAUUGCUACCAACACAACUCUUCUCCUUGGUCUCUGGGCAUCAUCAACCCAGGAUGUUUUCAACAACGAGCUCACUGCUCUCAAGAACGCCAUUGACCAGUACGGAUCUGCUUUCUCCGACCUCGUUGUUGGUAUCUCGGUCGGCAGCGAGGAUCUUUACCGUGACUCGCCCACUGGUAUCCUCUCCAACGCUGGCACUGGCCAGUCACCUGACAUCCUCGUUGACUACAUCGGUCAAGUCAAGUCUGCCAUUUCCGGAACUGUUCUCUCCAGCAAGCCUGUAGGCCACGUCGAUACUUGGCAGACUUACACCAACUCGUCGAACGCUGCUGUUGUCGCUGCUGCUGACUUCCUUGGUCUCGACGAGUACCCUUACUACGAGAACACCAACGAGAACUCGGUUGCCAACGCCAACACUCUUUUCUUCAAUGCUUACAACGCCGUCGCUGGUGUUGCCAACGGCAAGCCCAUCUGGAUCACUGAGACUGGCUGGCCCACUACCGGCCCCACUGAGAACCUGGCUGUUCCCAGCGUUGACAACGCCGAGGCUUACUGGAAGUCUAUUGCUUGCGAGUUGAUCAGCCGUAACAUCCCCACCUGGUGGUACAUCCUCCAGGACUCUGCUACCCCUAGCUUCGGUAUCGUUGCCUCUGGUGAGCAACCCAAGUACGACCUCUCAUGCCCCAGCGUUGCCACCAGCAGCUCUGCGGCCCCUACCAGCUCGGUCGCUAGCGCCACCAUGCCUACAUCUGCCGCUGCCAGCACCACUCUUGCCAUCAGCAACGCUGUUCCCUCUGCCGGUUACGCCUCAUCCGAAGCCUCUAGCCAGGGUGCCGACGGCGAGACUGUCACCAUCUUCUCUACCACUUUGAUCACCGUCACCAACUGCGGUUCGACUGUCUCGGACUGCACCAGCACCGGCAUGACCACUGUCAUCUCUGCUAAGCCCAGCGUCACUUCUGCCGCUGCUUCGACUGUCGUUCCCAGUGGUACUCCUGCUGCAUCAGGCUGUCCUGCCGACAUCAACGGUGCUUACCAGUACCCCCACUUGAUCGUUCCCGUCGAUGCCUCCAACCCUAACAAGGCCUACGGUACUCAGUACAACGGCACCAUCAACUCCAAGGUCUCUACUAUCUUCAACUUCGACAUCCCUGCCUCGUACGCUGGCAAGACCUGCUCGACCGUCUUCCUCUUCCCCCAGCUUGACCAGCUCGAGACCUCCAGCUACUCCUUCAACGACAAGGGUGGUUUCACCAUCGCUGUUCUUAACGGUGUGGCUGACGAGUCUACCACCUACGCCAACGCCCCCGCUGUUGCCAAGCAGGUCGGCUCAGUUGACGCCCUCAAGCGUGGUUCUUCCUACACUCUCAGCCACGACGCUUGCCCCGCUGGCACCAGAGUUUCCUUCGAGGUCACCGCGACUGGAGGCCUUGAUUUGAACUACUUCCAGGACUACAAUCCUUCGCCUCUCGGCCUCUACGUUCGCGCCUGUUAA